Messenger RNA from Microplitis mediator, 763 nucleotides. RefSeq lists its product as uncharacterized. Bases 175 to 750 code for a protein of 191 amino acids. Gene Ontology annotation, molecular function: oxygen binding; heme binding. The record is from RefSeq and is a predicted model, not a curated record. The transcript has 4 exons. Lineage: Eukaryota; Metazoa; Arthropoda; Insecta; Hymenoptera; Braconidae.
AAAAAUAAUAAUUUAUUUUAUUGUUUGUAUUGCGCAUCGAUUGUAAAAAUGUGAGAGAUAAUGGAAAGUAUAAAAAUAGUAAAUUUAUAUAUCCUGGCUACAAUUAUUGCUGUUAGUUGAAGAAUUGCUUCGCACUGUACUUAUCGUGGAUCAGUUUCAAAGAGCUAAAUAAAAAUGCAAGCUAAAUUUUUAUUAAUUCUCUCCAUUGGAGUUGCAGUAAAUAUAUUUAUGUAUGCCGAUGCUAGUGAAUGCCCUCCAAGAGACCUUAGAGAAUACCUAAAUUGUUGUAAUGUUCAGAAGUUAUUGACUCGUUCAGAUAUUCAUAAAAUCCAUUAUACGUGGGGAAUGGUUUUCAAAAAACCAACAGAACUUGGCUUGUCAAUACUUAUAGGAUUUUAUGAGACUUAUCCAGAGUAUAAAGAGGACUACACAGAUUUCAAAGAUAUAUCGAACGAGUGCUUAAGAAAAGAUAAAAACUUCAGAAGUUUAGCAAAAGAGUACGCUGAUGCAUUUAAUAAGGCAGUCCGUGCAUUGAAUAAAAUUUCAUCAGUUGAAAAUUAUUUUCUUAAUCUCGGACGCGUUCUUGCCCAAAUGGGAAUAUCAGAACACUCUCUGAAAGACUUCAAGUUGUCUUUCAUUCAUACUCUGCAAGCUCUUGAAGACAAUACAUUUAGACAAGCAGAGUAUCUAGCCUGGAGUAAAUUCUUUGACAUACUCUUGUGUUACAUGUAUGAGGGUUUUCCAAAUUAAUUUAACCCUCGGU